AUGGAACAAGUAAACCUCACUGUCAGUGUCCCGCCGGAAAUUACGCUUCAGGGGUCGGUGAACGUGAAUGACCACAUCCUGUCACGUUCGGGCUACACCUUUUUGGCUGCCAUCAUCGGCGUCUUCUCCGUCACAGGCGUCAUCUUGAACAUCACCGUGAUUGUGGUGACACUACGCCACAGGCAGCUGCGUCAGCCUCUGAACUAUGCCCUGGUGAACCUGGCAGUGGCAGACCUGGGCUGCGCCCUCUUUGGGGGACUGCCCACGAUGGUCACCAACGCCAUGGGCUACUUCAGCUUGGGAAGAGUUGGAUGUGUGCUGGAGGGAUUUGCUGUGGCUUUCUUUGGUAUUGCUGGCCUGUGUUCGGUCGCAGUAAUUGCUGUGGACCGCUACAUGGUGGUGUGCCGACCAUUAGGGACAGUCACGUUCCAGACCAGACAUGCAGUGGUCGGUGUGGUCUUCUCCUGGGUGUGGUCGUUUGUUUGGAACACCCCGCCACUCUUUGGGUGGGGCAGCUAUGAGCUUGAAGGGGUUCUGACGUCCUGCGCCCCAGACUGGUAUAGCAGAGAUGCAGGAAACAUGUCUUACAUAGUGUGCUACUUCCUUCUUUGUUUCGCCAUACCUUUCUCCGUCAUUAUGGUGUCUUACACACGGCUUCUGUGGACACUCCGACAGGUGGCUAAACUCCAGAUGUCAGAAGGGGGAAGCACUGCAAGAGCAGAGAUGCAAGUUGCUCGUAUGGUGGUCGUCAUGGUGCUAGCUUUCCUGGUCACCUGGCUACCUUAUGCAUCCUUUGCCCUUUCUGUUAUCAUUUCCCCCAGCUUGUACAUCGACCCAGUGAUUGCCACUGUGCCCAUGUACCUGGCCAAGAGCAGUACUGUAUUUAACCCCAUCAUAUACAUCUUUAUGAACAGACAGUUCAGAGACUGUGCUGUGUCUUUCUUGCUCUGUGGAAGAAACCCAUGGGCAUCAGAGGCAGAGGCAUCAGAGGCAGAGACCACAGUGUCUUCAGUGAGCAAGAGCAACAACAAGGUCUUGCCCUCAUGA
Molecule: messenger RNA, 1047 nt
Organism: Sardina pilchardus (European sardine)
Lineage: Eukaryota; Metazoa; Chordata; Actinopteri; Clupeiformes; Clupeidae
Gene: parapinopsina
Product: parapinopsin a
Exons: 4
Coding region: 1-1047 (348 amino acids)
Biological process (GO): cellular response to light stimulus; phototransduction; visual perception
Cellular component (GO): plasma membrane; photoreceptor outer segment
Molecular function (GO): G protein-coupled photoreceptor activity
Source: RefSeq, a predicted model, not a curated record